UCUGAACUGAAUGUUAAAGAUGAAGAAAGAAAGACACCAAUAACAUUACAGAGAAGAUGGAAAACAUAUCCACAAUUAGCACACGUUUUUUUCUUCUCGGACUUGUGGAAAUGGAGAAAGAGAAAUAUCUCUGUAUUAUACUCUCAUUUGGAAUAUAUCUUAUCACUAUGCUUUUGUCUAUUGUGAUUUUGUAUAAUGUCUGCAUCGAAGCAAAUCUCCACGAGCCUAUGUACCUAUUUAUAUGUAAUCUCCUUUUCAAUGGGAUGUUUGGUAGCACAUCAUUGUUCCCAAAAAUAAUAAUUGAUUUGUUAUCUGGAUCUAAAAUCAUCUCUGUUGCUGGGUGCUUCAUUCAAUCAUUUUGUAUGCACACAUUUGCAUCAGUAGAGGUAUUCACAUUUACUAUAAUGGCACAGGACAGAUAUUUGGCUAUUGGAGAGCCUUUGAGAUACCCAACACUAAUGACAAAUGGAAAAGCACUGAAUUAUAUAGGUAUAAUUUGGAUAAUUGCUAUUAUCCUUGUCCUUAUACCUGUGAUAAUGACUAUGAAACUUCCUCUGUGUGGUAAAAACAUAAACAAUGUGUUUUGUGAUAACAUGUCUCUAGUAAAUUUGGCUUGCGGUGACAGUUCCUUAAAUAACAUAUUUGGAGCAAUUGAGACUUUUAUUGUAUAUAUGGUUGCUCUGAUGAUUAUAAUUUAUUGUUACAUAAGGACAUUUCUGAUCUGUUUGAAGCUCUCGAAAGAUGCACAUCAGAAAGCUGUCAGUACUUUAGUAAGUCACCUGAUUGCGUUUUCAUGUUUUACAGUUGCAACUUUGUUUAUUGUGUUGCGUUACAGACUGAACAGUGGGUCUAUUCCUAUGUUCGUCCAUAUAUUACUCAGUUGUAUGGGGAUUGUUACCACUACCAUCGUAAAUCCUUUUAUUUAUGGAAUAAGGACAGAAGCUCUUAGAGUGAAAAUUCUCCAGAACCUAUUAAAAAUAUAUGCUCGGUAG
Molecule: messenger RNA, 992 nt
Organism: Pelobates fuscus (common spadefoot toad)
Lineage: Eukaryota; Metazoa; Chordata; Amphibia; Anura; Pelobatidae
Product: olfactory receptor 4B13-like
Exons: 1
Coding region: 57-992 (311 amino acids)
Biological process (GO): detection of chemical stimulus involved in sensory perception of smell; G protein-coupled receptor signaling pathway
Cellular component (GO): membrane
Molecular function (GO): odorant binding; olfactory receptor activity; G protein-coupled receptor activity
Source: RefSeq, a predicted model, not a curated record